GCAAGCAUGUCGGAUCUAUAUCCAUCACUCACACAAUGUGCGGUUGUCGCCACUGCUUUCAAGAUUCUGUUGUGGCCAGCAUAUCGACAGAUUUCGAGGUACAUCGCAAUUGGCUGGCUAUAACAAAUUCCCUCCCAGUCAAAGAUUGGUACUAUGAGGUGUGUCCGUUGAACAGUGAUUGGGAAAAAGUGCUGAUUCGCAUGUCAGNNAAAACAUCAGAAUGGACUCUUGAUUAUCCCCCUUUCUUUGCAGCAUUCGAAUGGUGCAUGUCACAAGCUGCUCGGUUCUUCGACACCGAUAUGCUCCAAGUGAAGAACCUCGGACACUCUAGUUGGCAAACAGUCUACUUCCAGAGAGCCACGGUGAUCUUGACUGAGUUGANNUAUGUUCGUGGUGCACCUAUUACCGCUAAGAAAACAUCGCACGCGGCUGCGCUCUCUAUCCUCCUAUCUCCUGGUCUGCUCAUAAUCGAUCACAUCCACUUCCAGUACAACGGCUUCAUGUACGGCGUCCUCGUCCUCUCAAUCGUGCUGGCACGUAGGCAAUCGGGACUUCUGGCGAGUGGCAUCACAUUUGCAGUCUUGCUUUGUUUCAAGCACAUCUACCUCUACUUGGCUCCAGCAUACUUUGUCUUCUUGCUACGUGUGUAUUGCCUCGACCCUCGAUCGUGGUCCAAAAUUCGUUUUGCCAAAUGCGUCAAGCUCGGACUCGGAAUUGGGCUCGUGUUCGGUCUUGCAUUUGGACCGUUCGUGUACUGGAACCAGAUAGAUCAACUCCUGAGCCGCCUGUUUCCCUUCUCCCGAGGGCUAUGUCAUGCUUACUGGGCUCCGAACGUCUGGGCACUGUACUCUUUUGCCGACAGAAUUUUGAUUUACNUGCAUGUACUGUAUCUAACAAAAGUAGUGGCUCCUUACUUCAAUCUGUCCGUCAAUAGGGAGGCCAUCAAUAGUGUUACCCGAGGAUUGGUUGGAGACACAUCUUUCGCUGUACUUCCUGACAUCUCUCCACGAAUGACAUUUGUCUUGACUCUGGCAGCACAANUUGGACGAAUUGCUGACUUAAGGCAGCCGGCGCUUGUCAAGCUCUUUUUCCGACCAACUUGGGACACUUUCGUGGGAGCUUUGACGCUCUGCGGAUAUGCAUCUUUCUUGUUCGGUUGGCAUGUCCAUGAGAAGGCAGUUUUGCUGGUGAUCAUCCCCUUCAGCUUGAUCGCACUGAAGGAUCGCAGAUAUCUUGGAGCUUUUAGACCUCUUGCAGUCUCUGGUCAUGUUUCGCUCUUCCCGCUACUGUUUACGGCUCAGGAGUUCCCGAUCAAGACGAUUUACACCAUCUUCUGGCUUGUAGCUUUGCUAAUGGCAUUCGAUCAGCUCGCUCCAGCACCGAGAGUGUUCUUGCUCGAUCGUUUCUCCUUCGUAUACAUUGCGGUGGCAAUCCCACUUAUCGCGUACUGCUCGCUGAUCCACCAGCUAGUGUUUGGCGCAAAGUAUGAGUUCCUGCCGCUCAUGUUCACUAGCUCAUACUGCGCGAUGGGAGUGGUGUCAAGUUGGAUAAGUUUUCUGAUUGUGUAUUUUACUUCA
Aureobasidium vineae is the source of this 1577-nucleotide messenger RNA. The record is from the annotation of a GenBank genome assembly. Lineage: Eukaryota; Fungi; Ascomycota; Dothideomycetes; Dothideales; Saccotheciaceae.